AUGGCGACAACAAUCAUCUUGUUUCUUAUAUUAUUUUCCCAAACAAUCAUUAGUUUUGCUGAUGAUUCAGCAAUAAAUUUAUUAGUUCGUCCAUCUAACGAUUCAACUAUACGUCGAUAUUGUGUUGAACUUGCUAAAUUACCAAAUGAACGUACAGUUAAUAUAACAGGCUUUGGUUGGCAUAUUCCAUAUAUUGCAUCCCCAUCAGUUAAUGCUUGUAAUGCAACUAAUCUUGAAUAUUCUUUACCACGUGCAUUUCCAUUAAAAACAAUUCUUAUUCUUUAUGAACAUCAAUGUAAAAUGACUGAACAUGCAUGGAAUGUUGAAAAAAAAUUUGGACAAAAUAUAUCUUUAAUGAUUUUAACAAAUCGUACAAAUACACAUUAUGAAUUAACAUAUAAUACAACAGCAAUGCCUGUAUCAAUACCUGUACUUAUUUUUGUACAGAAUGAUUUUAAUAACAUAAAUAAAACAUAUAAGAAUAUAAGUAACAUUGAAAUAUCAAUUAAGAAUUCUCCUGAUAUGCAACAAAAAUUUCGUCCAGCUAUAUUAUUAAUGUUUUUACUUGUUUUAUUUAUAUUACUAUGUGGAAAUUUUUGGGCAGCUGAUGAAUUUAUGCGUAAAAUUCGAAACCAAAAUAUGGAUACACACAGUGAAUCAUCAAAUGUAAAUGUUACACCAAUAUCAAAUGAUUUUCAAGAUUUAACAUCGAAUAACACUUCUCAGGACGUAGCAAUACAAAAAGAAAACAAAGAUACUCUUAUUGAACAUAACGCACCACGAAAUACUGAACCAGCUAUCAUUUAUAUGCCUUAUUGUAUUAUUGCACUUAUUUUAUGUUUUGCUGUUGGAUGGCUUUUACUUAUUUAUUAUUUUCCUAAAGUAAUGAUUUAUAUACUCCAAGUUCUCUUUUGUAUUGGUGCUUUUUCUUCAUUAACGUCGUGUCUUGAUCGUGUGAGUUAUUUUGCACCAAUUCUUCGUCAUUAUCGUAUUCCGUGUCGUACUUUUCAUAAACCAUGUAAAUGUAAACUAGGUCCAUUAAAUGUUUUUACUCUAUGUGCAAUGAUUGUAUCAUUAUUACUUAUUAUUAUUUGGUAUAUAUAUCGUCAAGCUGAUUGGGCAUGGGUUUUACAAGAUAUUCUUGGUGCAGCUGUUUGUAUAACAGUUAUAUCUGUUUACAGACUUGGAAAUAUGCGUGUAAUCACAUUAAUUUUACUUGGUUUUUUCUUUUAUGAUAUAUUUUUUGUAUUUAUUACACCAUAUAUUCCAUUUUUUCAACCAUCAAAUCCAAAAACUACAACGACAACAACAAGCACAACAACAAUAAUAACAACUACAACGACAAUACUAACAACUACAGCAACAUCAAUAUUAUCAAAUGGUUCAUUAAAUAUUCAUACAAUGGGAAUAUAUCGAAAAGUAGCAAGAAAUCCAUCUGUUAUGGAACAAGUUGCUUUAGGUAUUGGAACAGAUGGAGAAGUUGUUCCACUUUUAUUUGCUUUACCUAUGUUUAUACCCGAAUCAGAAAUUGAUCCAUGUGUAACAAUAAGAAAAUCAAUGCUCGGUUUUGGUGAUGUGAUUUUACCAGGUAUUUUAUUAACAUUUUGUAAAAUAUUUGAUAUUGCCAUUGGUAAUCGUUGGCCAACUUAUUAUAUACAAUCAAUAAUAUCUUAUUUUGUUGGUUUAUCUAUAACACAUGUUGCACUUUAUGUAAUGAAAACAGCUCAACCAGCACUUCUUUAUUUAGUACCAUGUAUACUCUUAUCAACAAUAUUAACUGGCCUGUGCCGUGGCGAAUUAAAAGAACUUUAUACGGGAAAACGAAUUCAAUUAUUGCUUGAAAAUAAAACAAAGAACACAAAUAGUUCAUUAUUACAUAGCUCGGAUAACUCAAUAGAAGAACAAACAAAUCAAUCAAAUGAUGUUGUUAUUGGAAUAACUGAUGCUAUUGGCACUGUUGCUGGUGUUGACAAUCGAUAG
Rotaria sp. Silwood2 is the source of this 1980-nucleotide messenger RNA. NCBI's taxonomy places the organism in Eukaryota, Metazoa, Rotifera, Eurotatoria, Philodinida, Philodinidae. The record is from the annotation of a GenBank genome assembly.